Knipowitschia caucasica is the source of this 282-nucleotide messenger RNA. Lineage: Eukaryota; Metazoa; Chordata; Actinopteri; Gobiiformes; Gobiidae. The record is from the annotation of a GenBank genome assembly.
AUGAGCGAAAAGGGUUUCCGUCUAGACUCGUGCUCAGAGCCACUGAUUCUGCCCGAGCAGGGUGCACAGGAGCUCUCCAGCGCCCUCUAUCGGCUGCAGAACUGCUCGUCUCCUCUGGUGUGUCUGCUUCAGUCUGCUCUCUCUCCUCAGGGCCUGAAUGCCUCCUACCCGUGUCACAACUCGUCGUCCAUAAACACGACUCACGACUUUGACUCAGCUCUGAGGGCGACUCAGUGCGUGCAGUGUUGGCUCCAGCAGGUGGCACUGUUACCCCAGCUUUAA